Messenger RNA from Cyphellophora europaea CBS 101466, 408 nucleotides. RefSeq lists its product as uncharacterized. The transcript is spliced from 4 exons. The record is from RefSeq and is a predicted model, not a curated record. Gene Ontology annotation, molecular function: catalytic activity. Lineage: Eukaryota; Fungi; Ascomycota; Eurotiomycetes; Chaetothyriales; Cyphellophoraceae. Bases 1 to 408 code for a protein of 135 amino acids. Gene Ontology annotation, biological process: nucleotide metabolic process.
AUGUCUGCCGCGGCUUGCAUUUUCUGCAAGAUCAUCAAGGGCGAGAUCCCUUCCUUCAAGCUGUUCGAGUCCUCCUCCGUGUUCGCCUUCCUAGAUAUCCAGCCACUCAGUGUAGGACAUGCGCUUGUCGUUCCCAAACAUCAUGGCGCAAAGCUCACCGACAUCCCCGACGACCAGUUGAAGGACAUACUUCCUGUGGUAAAGAAGAUUGCUGCUGCGUCGGGAGCGGAGAACUGGAACUGUCUGCAAAACAAUGGGCGGCUAGCACAUCAAGAGGUUGACCACGUGCAUUUCCACAUGAUCCCUAAGCCCAAUGAGACCGAAGGACUUGGCAUCGGAUGGCCGGCGCAGAAAUCUGAUAUGGACAAGCUCAAGCAAUUACACGAGCAGCUAAAGAGCAAGAUGUAA